UCUAUAUAUAUAAAAAUAAAUACAUAUAUAUAUAUAUAUAAAUAUAUUUAAAAAAUAAUAAUAUAUAUAUAUACAUAUACAUAUAUAUAUAUAUAUAUAUAAAGCUUCCUCAGUAGACUUGAAGGCCAGUCAGACAUCUAUAUAAAUAUAUAUAUAUAUAUUUAGCACUUGUAGUUUAACCAUCAUCAGUCGAGUUGACCCACUACAGGGUCCGUUUAUAGCUGCCCAGAGAGAAGCUAGAUGAUUGAACAAGCCUACCGAGCCUCUGUUUGACAUCAAGCGCCCACAAAGAGACACACAAUAACUAGGACACGCACAACCACUGCGGCGAGCUGCAGAACGACAACAAGAGAUGCACAAUUAUUUAAGAGAAAUAUAAAAAGAGUGCAAUGUUUUGUCCCUUUUUUGUCCACUUUCUGUCUGGUUUGAAAGUGUAUUGGAAGUUAAUUCUUGACCUUCUUUCCAGUUCAGUCAUGAUUCAACACUUUCAAUUUCAUCAAUCGAAAGCAUGCUUGAAGGUCUUGGAUAUUGUGCUUCUAUUCUGUACUAAGCAAACGUUCAUCCUAACCCUCUGCAGCGGACAACAUGGCCUCCACCCUCUCUGUGCGCAGCUACUCGGUGCGCCAGCCCUCCUUCUCCAGCAUGUCGGUCAGGGACAGCGGCCGCAGCAUCCGCUCCAAGCCCUCCGUCUCCGUGGGAAGGACGAUGUCCCUGUCCCGCUCCGUCUCAUUGGGCAACGGUCUCAACAUGCUGGGCCACAGCCUCUCCUUCAACAGCCUCGGCGGCGGGAGGAGCGAUAAGGAGGCCAUGCAGGGCCUGAACGACCGGCUGGCCAACUACCUGGAGAAGGUGCGCUCGCUGGAGAGGUCCAACGUUGAAAUGGAGGUGAAAAUCAAGCAGAUCAUGCUGGAGAAGGCUCCGAAGGGCCACGACAUCGAGGGGACGAUGGCCCAGGCGCACGCCAUCGGGCAGGAGGUGAGAAAGAAGACGCUGGAGAACGCCCGCAUCAUGCUGGAGAUUGAUAACGCCAAGCUGGCGGCCGACGACUUCAGGGUCAAAUGGGAGGCCGAGGCCAUCUUGUGCCAGUCGGUGGAGAGGGACUGUCACGCUCUGAAGAGGGCGAAGUCCGACCACGACCAAAUCAUCGCCGCUCUGCGAGGAGACCUGGACAGCCUGAAGGAGGAGCUCUACUUCCUGAAGAAGAAUCACGACGAGGAGAUGAAUUUAAUGAAGUCUCGCGUGGCCAACGAGCAAGUGAGCGUCGAGGUGGAUGUAGCUCACGGUCCGGAUCUGGGCGCCAUCAUGGCUGAGCUCAGGGUCCAGUACGAGGGCAUCGCUCGCAAUAACAAGGAGGAGUCCGAGACCUGGUACCUCAACAAGUUGGAAGCAGUGCAGUCGGAGGUCAAAGGAAACACCGAGGGAUUGCGUUCUGCCCAAAGUGAGCUCAGCGAGAGACGACGAUUCCUGCAGGCUCUGGAGGUCGAACUCGACAGUCUCAGGAAGCAGGUGUGUGUGUUGGAGGGGAACCUGGGGGAAACGGGGCACAAGUACUCCAUGGAGAUGGACCGUCUCCAGGCCACGCUGAGCCAUCUGGAGGACGAGCUGUGUCAGCUCCGCUUGGACAUGCAGCGCAACAAGACCGACUACGAGCUGCUGCUGCGCAUCAAACAGAACCUGGAGAUGGAGAUCGCCACCUACAGGAGGCUGCUGGAGGGAGAGGAGACGGUGAAAGAAACACCUCCACCUCCGAAAAAAGAACCCGAUGUAAGGAUGAGGAAGAUCGUCAAAGUCGUCACCCAGACCAUGAUCAACGGCAAGGUGGUGGACGAGUCCAGCGAGGUGGAGCAGAUCGAGGAGUGCAAGAAAUGAAGAAGUUUGACGCCUCUUAACCCGAAGCCUGCUGACGGAGGUUCGGGUCUCAACGCGGCCUUCUGGAUUCAUGAAACAACCUCAUUUGAUCCGACACAAAAUAAAUACUAAUUAUACUUAAGGGCGGCUUACUGCUGUAGCUUUUACCCCCAGAGCUUUUGACCACAUGCCGUGGAUUCCCCCCAGCAGAUCUAUAGCGCCAGCUUUUUCUGGUUGUUUCAAAUGUUGAUAAACUGCCGAUCCAAGUUCAUGAAUUAACUUUUAUUUGAAAGAAAUCGUUCAUCUUCGUUCACCUUCUUGUCGGGAGCAAGAGGAGACGAACGAUACCGCUUGUCUGUGUGAAUUUAUAGCUUGUAGACUGGGAACGAGGAGGCAGCUGGCCUCGCUCUGUCCGACACAACCAGCCCCUCUCAAAGGUUCACGUUACAUUUUCUUUGUUAAAUUCAUACAACAAAAGUGUAAAAAAAAAGUAUUUAUGCUCAGCUUACCGACUGCAGCUUCAUAUUUAGUGCACAGACAUGAAUCUUUCCAGCAAGCUCUCGCUAUACAAGCAAAUAAAGAUAAUUUUCCUAAAUGUCUAACUUUAUUCUGAAACUUCUCGAAAAUAUAUUAAUCCUGCAACAGUUUCUACUUUAUGUGCACGAUAUAUCGUCUCACUGUGAAAUGGUAGUGGCCGUAUUGUGUUGUGCUUUAGUUUUAUGAUAUAGAAAUUAACAAAUCAACCAAAGCUGUAAAGUUUCAAUAAAAACUGUUUCAAAAUAAGAGUCCCUGUGCAUUUCUAAAC
Pseudoliparis swirei is the source of this 2653-nucleotide messenger RNA. It is a transcript of the gene krt1-c5, whose product is annotated as keratin, type 1, gene c5. The transcript is spliced from 8 exons. The coding region runs from base 586 to 1869 and encodes 427 amino acids. Gene Ontology annotation, molecular function: structural molecule activity. The record is from RefSeq and is a predicted model, not a curated record. Lineage: Eukaryota; Metazoa; Chordata; Actinopteri; Perciformes; Liparidae.